Messenger RNA from Camelina sativa (false flax), 734 nucleotides. RefSeq lists its product as uncharacterized. The record is from RefSeq and is a predicted model, not a curated record. Lineage: Eukaryota; Viridiplantae; Streptophyta; Magnoliopsida; Brassicales; Brassicaceae.
GGGGGUGGUGCUGGCGGAGGUGGUGGUCCUGGAGGAGGCUACGGAGGUGGAAGCGGUGAAGGCGGUGGAGCUGGAUACGGAGGCGGAGAAGCUGGUGGGCAUGCUGGAGGAGGAGGAAGCGGAGCGGGAGGCGGUGGAGGAGGUGGCGGUGCACAUGGUGGAGGAUACGGUGGUGGACAAGGUGGCGGUGCGGGAGGAGGAUAUGGGGGUGCAGGUGCCGGUGCCGGUGGACAUGGGGGUGGUGGAGGCGGUGGGAAUGGUGGCGGUGGAGGAGGAGGUUCUGGCGAAGGAGGAGCUCACGGUGGUGGUUACGGAGCAGGAGGUGGAGCUGGAGAGGGAUACGGCGGUGGUGCGGGAGCUGGUGGACAUGGCGGUGGAGGAGGAGGCGGCGGUGGGGCUGGAGGAGGAGGAGGAGGUGGCGGAGGUUAUGCUGCCGCAUCUGGAUAUGGUCACGGUGGGGGUGCUGGUGGAGGAGAAGGCAGCGGUGGCUAUGCACCAUGAAAAGAAUAUCUAUAUGGAGUGUAAGGCCAUUGAGUGAAGUGUCAUUGGUAUUAUUAUAGUUUCAAUAUAUAAUAUGGUUGUGGUAAUGAAUAGAGUAAUAUUUUGUAUAAAUAAGCCGUAAAAAGGCGGCUAUAUAUUGUUGAAGUUUAAAAGUUUGUAUCCAUGCAUGUUGUUGUAAGCUACUUCGUAUCGUGUGUGUCAAGUUUUUUAUAAACGAAGGUAGUUGUUCCCAA